GUAACUUUCCACGCAGUUUUUACAACCUCACAGAUAGAGCCACAAGGACUGAAACACAAUAAAUGGAAUAAAAAGAACAUUGUCCAAAAAAUGAACUAAUGAAAUUAAAAAGUUUGGGAUACACAUCAACUUUACAUCAUCACAUUAACAGGGCCAUGCUGACAGUGAGUAACACUCAGGGAGGACAAAAGUGAACAGAGAAGCAGCCUCAUCACACGCAAACGGGCCCCUCUGACGUUCAUUUUCCAGUAGAAGCAUCUUCCCAUCACAAAGUUCAUCAUGAGCAGCGUGCAGCACGAAUGAGCAGAGCUUUGAGACACAGGAGCCUUUUACCCUAGACGCCCACCCACGUCAUCAGUGACUCCUCUACCCAGUCAGGUGUUUAAUGAAGCAUACAACAGAUGACAACCCUCUGCGAGCGUUUGCGUUAACUCCUCUGUUCUGCCGCUGAAAUCAGAGCGACGGUCUGAAGAAUCCUGUGCAGAGGGAACAGCUUUCACGCUCCUUCAUGAAGGUCAUCGCCGUGAUGCUUCACAAAGGACAUCAAACACAACACGCAGCUAUAUGCCUUUGGAUCGAAGGUCUGGUGUCACUGGAGCGCCUCUCCGCUGGAGAACAGCCCGAGACGUGCAUCAUGCUGGACGGCAUUAAAAUUGAGGAUCAUCCCCUGCGAUCGGGACAAGCCACGCUCGGAGUCAUGCUCGGGACUGAUUGUCAUCAUCCAUCCGUGUGUGAAGGAUGCCAGCGUCCUAUCUCCGACCGCUUCUUGAUGAGGGUCAACGAUUCCUCAUGGCACGAGGAGUGUUUGCAGUGCACCGUGUGUCAACAGCCUCUCACCACCAGCUGUUACUUCAGAGAAAGGAAACUUUACUGCAAACACGACUACCAACAAUUGUUUGCGACCAAGUGCAGCGGCUGCAUGGAGAAGAUAGCCCCCACAGAGUUUGUGAUGCGUGCUCUGGAGUGCGUCUACCACCUGAACUGCUUCUGCUGCUGCGUGUGUGACCGGCAGCUGAGGAAGGGCGAUGAGUUUGUCCUGAAGGAGGGUCAGCUGUUGUGCAAAAUCGACUACGAGAGGGAGAAGGACUUACUCAGCUCGGUUAGCCCGGAUGACUCAGACUCAGAGAAAAGUGACGAUGAGGAGUUGGACAUCAAGCCUGAGAAAGGCAUAGGAGGCCAGGGGAAGGGGGAUGAUGCGAAGGAUCCCAGGAGGCCCAAAAGACCUCGAACCAUCCUGACCACUCAACAGAGAAGGGCCUUCAAGGCCUCCUUUGAGGUGUCCUCAAAACCCUGUAGAAAGGUGAGGGAGACGCUGGCUGCAGAGACAGGACUCAGUGUUCGUGUGGUGCAGGUGUGGUUUCAGAACCAGAGAGCCAAGAUGAAGAAGUUGGCAAGAAGACAGCAGCAACAACAAGAACAACAGAAUUCUCAGAGACUUGGCCAAGAGGUAGUAAUGUCCAAUCGGAUGGAGGGGAUGAUGAACUCCUUCACACCGCUGGCUCCGCCGCAGCAGCAGCUGGUCGCCAUGGAUCAGAACGGUUACAGCACAGACCCGUUCCAACAGGGGCUCACCCCUCCACAGAUGCCCGGGGACCACAUGAACCCAUAUGGUAAUGAUUCUGCAUUCCAUGACAUAGACAGUGACACGUCUUUAACCAGCCUCAGUGACUGCUUCAUGGCAUCAUCGGAAGUCAACUCCAUGCAGGCCCGCGUGGGGAACCCCAUUGACCGCCUCUACUCCAUGCAGAACUCUUAUUUUGCGUCAUGAAAGAGAAGAGAGCAAAAAACAUCAGCACAGAAUAAACUGCCCAUCUCAACCUAAAGCGCAAUGACCAGGAGUUUCUACACUAACAUGGACACGACAGAAGAAACACCUCCUUGCAGUAGCUCCUGGUUAUGUGCUGAAGCUUACUCAAAGAUAGUUAAACCACUUGUUGUAGGACAGUGAAGAUUCCUGGGGGGAAAGACUUAAAUAUUGUUAGAGAUUAUUCGGUAGGAUUGCUUAUCUGUCACAGGAGAUAUUACUCUUUCUUUGUUCACUUAAAGAAAACAAGUAGAUAUUGAAGCCACUGAUUUACACUCUCUCAAACCAAAUAGCAGUGAAUUUAUACAGUGCAUGAUCGAUUGUAAACUAAAACUUUUUGUAAGCCCCCCCCCCCCCCCCCCCCCCGGUGAAGAUGUGGUGUUUGGACUGUUUCUUCUUUACACUACAUGGAUUUCCAUGUUCACCGUUAGCAUUUUGAUCACUUUCAAUAGAUUUAGAUAUUGUGUUAAUAGUAAAUAGGUGCAGCAUGUCUGCAAGAGUGACUGUACAGUUGUGUAUGUAUGAGAGUUUGUGGUGAGAAAGAAUUGUUUAGAGGAGAAAAAAAUGUGGAGAAUUUGGUGGACAAGUAGGAUCAGUGAAGUGUAAAUACUCUCCCCAGGCAAAUUGGAUGUGCAUGUUAAAAAUGGAAAGCAUUCUAUUUAUUUAACUAUAACAGGCUCUUGAAGGUGCAUAUUAAAACUGAAAAAGCUUUAUUUAAAAAGGAGAGCAUUUUUUUUGUUGAGCAAUUAGUGAGUUCAUGAGUAUCACAACUCAUUUGUAUGCCUUUUUAAUAUGAAGAUUAACCCUUUUGUUUUGUUUUUUCUUCAGCCAAGCUGUAAAUGAGCAAUGUUGCUAUUUAUUUCGUACAGACCAUAAACCUUUUGUUGUCAUUGUCAUAUGUGCAUUCUCAAAAUGUUAAAGUUGCUAAUUGACCAAAGUUGACUGGUUUGAUGAAUAAACAAUGUCUUUCUCCUGAUAACAUUAAAUAAAUGCCAUUCAGUGAUCACUCA
Messenger RNA from Micropterus salmoides (largemouth bass), 2814 nucleotides. It is a transcript of the gene lmx1bb, whose product is annotated as LIM homeobox transcription factor 1, beta b. Gene Ontology annotation, cellular component: nucleus. The record is from RefSeq and is a predicted model, not a curated record. Lineage: Eukaryota; Metazoa; Chordata; Actinopteri; Centrarchiformes; Centrarchidae. The transcript is spliced from 12 exons. Gene Ontology annotation, molecular function: RNA polymerase II transcription regulatory region sequence-specific DNA binding; DNA-binding transcription factor activity, RNA polymerase II-specific. Gene Ontology annotation, biological process: neuron differentiation; regulation of transcription by RNA polymerase II. The coding region runs from base 509 to 1768 and encodes 419 amino acids.